Pogona vitticeps (central bearded dragon) is the source of this 5655-nucleotide messenger RNA. RefSeq names its product cramped chromatin regulator 1 (gene CRAMP1). Gene Ontology annotation, biological process: pattern specification process. NCBI's taxonomy places the organism in Eukaryota, Metazoa, Chordata, Lepidosauria, Squamata, Agamidae. Gene Ontology annotation, molecular function: chromatin binding. Gene Ontology annotation, cellular component: nucleus. The record is from RefSeq and is a predicted model, not a curated record.
UUGUCCAGACCUCUUCCUUCCCGCCCCCUUCGCUGAAGACAGAGAGGCAACUAGGAAGCGGAAGCAGCCGUUAUCCGUCUGUCGUGUGCAAGGGGGGGGGGUCCCAAUCCCGGGGGGCUGGCAAGCCCUUAUUUUUUUUGGAAUUGUGGGUCGAGGGGCUGCAAACAUUGGAGCGAACCUGCAGGAAUUUGGUCCCGGCGCUGCGAAGGUGCCUCCAUGCAUCAGGAUGACAGUGAAGCUGGGCGACAGCAGCAGCAGCAGCAGCAGCAACGCCGAGGAAGGGCUGAGGAAACCGGGCAAGCGAGCCGGGGGCGGCGAGGAGGAAGAGGAGUCCCUGGAAGAAGGGGCCGGGGAAGGCGGCGGAGGGGAGACCCCCUCGGGCGGCGGCGGGGCCGGCAGCCAGAAGGAAGAGGCCGCCCUUCAAAGCGGGGCCACCACCACCACUCAUGGGGAGCCCCAGCCCUCCUCCUCUUCGUCCGCCGUCCCCCUGCCUCUGCCCCCAGCCCCGGCGGCCGCCCCCUCCACCCAGCCGCCCCACAGCCAUGACCAGCAUCAUUUCCUCAGGUCCAGCGUCAGACCUCAGAGCAAAAGGUUCAGGAAGGAUUCUCAGGCAUCCUGUGCAGUGACAGUAGCAGGAGGAGGAGGAGGCGGCAGCACCACCACCACCACCACCGCCAGCAGCAAUACUUUGCCUGCAAAGGGGAAAGGUGCAGAUAAUAGUGGCACGUCAUCUGGCAGCUCAUCAGGAAUCCCUACAAGCACCUUGGCUGGCAGUUCAAAAUCUGCUACAAGAAAUCUGGGCUCCACACCUGGAGAAAAGGAGGAAGGCAAGAAGGUCAGGCGUCAGUGGGAAUCAUGGAGCACAGAAGAUAAGAAUACCUUCUUUGAGGGUCUUUACGAGCAUGGAAAAGAUUUUGAAGCAAUUCAAAAUAAUAUUGCGCUGAAGUACAAGAAGAAAAGCAAGCCGGCAAGCAUGGUGAAGAACAAAGAGCAAGUUCGACACUUCUACUAUCGCACCUGGCACAAGAUUUCCAAAUACAUUGACUUUGAUAAUGUUUUUUCUCAAGGGCUCAAAAAAUCCUCCCUGGAGCUCUAUGGCUUAAUUUGUUACGGAGAGCUAAGAAAGAAGAUUGGGGGCUGUAUGGAUGACAAAAAUGCUGCGAAACUCAAUGAGCUCAUCCAAGUUGGAGCUACUACGGUCCGCUACAAAGGGAGGAACCUUCGCAUCAAAGCUCCAAUGUGUCGUGCUCUGAAGAAACUCUGUGACCCAGAGGGCAUUAGUGAUGAGGAGGAUCAGAAGCCUGUCCGUCUUCCACUGAAGGUUCCAGUUGAGCUGCAGCCACGGAAUAACCACGCAUGGGCCCGUGUGCAGAGCCUGGCCCAGAAUCCAUGUCUCAGAAUGAUUGUAGAGCUACAUCGCAAGGUGUCCAGCCUCAUCGAGUUCCUGAAACAGAAAUGGGCUCUGCACGAAGUGCGCAUCCGCAAAACACUUGCAGAAAGGCAGGUACAAGACUUGAGGAAUUCCGAAAUGAGUGACAUCUACCCAGAGGAGAAAGCAAUGCUCCAUCUCUUCCCUGGCGAGAACUGCACAAUUACACCCCUCCCUGGGGUUGCCCGAGUUGUACACUCCAAAGCUUUCUGUACAGUGCAUUGGCAAGAAUCUGGCCGUUGCAAGCAGAAUACAAAGGACUCUCAUUUGCUGCCCCCUGCCCAAAUUUUAGGCAUACAAAGUGGUCAGGGAACAGCCAGAGGACAGGUGAAAUACCCCCGGGGAGGGACGGAAGUCAAGGGUGGAACCAGGACAGAGGCUGCAAGCGAAGGAAGUCGAAACAACCCGUCAACCUUGGAUGCCACAGCAAAUGCUGAAGACUGUUCCCCAGAGACUGAGCUUCUAGAGCUAGCCUCCCCAAACUCCAGUGUGGCGAACAGUCUUGAUAAAUUGUCCUUUGGGCUUCAGGACCCCCAUAGGGUGCUCGAAAGGCCGGUUGCCCCAGACUGUUUGACUGAGGGUAGGGAGGUGGUUGAGUUGGCAGCUAGGCCAGCCUCUGGCAGUGCAAGUUGUGACUGUGGUCGUAUCCCCCCUGAUUUGGAGGAGCUCUCUCUGCUUGACCCCUUUCCCCGGUACAUGAAGUCCUGCCAGGACCUUAUUGUCCCCGAGAAGUGUCUUUGCACACACAGAAUGAACAGGAAAGAUUUUGCCUUUUCAGCGAGAUCCCCUCCUGGGACUUUGUUGUCUGUCCCCCCAGAGACUGGCAGCCAAAAUCCUGCACAGCCAACAAGGUGUGUGGCGGCAGUGGCCAGCUGCGUCCCAUCUGGCUCUGAAACUCAGGCCCUCCACGCCUGUGGGCCACAAGCAGAGCCGGGUGCUAAGGAGAUUCCCAAUGCAGUGAUGGAGGACUCUCAGGAGAAGCUCAACACCCCCUUACUGCCACCACCUCUGCCACCUCAGGGACAAUUGGUCACAAAAUCCCUCAAGGAUGACCCAAGCCGCCUUGCACAACAGGUCAGAGAGGAGGGAUGGAGCCUGCGGACCUCCGAGAGCCUUACCUUGGCCGAAGUCUACCUCAUGAUGGGCAAGCCGAACAAGUUGCAGCUCGAGUACGAUUGGCUGUCUGUCUUGGGGCCAGAAACCCAGGAGUCAGGGGAACAGGUGCCUGAAUCAAGAUCUGUCCCUCCUCCAGCCACCUGCCACAAGCAGAAGCUCCUCAACUGCCUCUUGAAACUCAUCUCUACAGAAGUGAACCCCAAACCAACCCCUGAAAUGAACUCUGUUGCAACAUCCCCCAUCAAGCCCACUCAAGAGGAGCAUGCUCUGACACCUCCUGGGAAAGUGAUCGCCAUCAGCACUAGGAGCCCAGGCUGUGCACGCAACCAACCUGCCCUUCACAAGAAGUCCUUUUCCCCCAAUGCCACUUCCACCUCCUCAGGUUUGAGAAAUUCCUCUAGACCGCUCUUGGUGUCUGGCCCUUCAGGUUCUGGAAGUGUCGAUGCAGAUGGUGGCCUGUUUGCUGUUCCCACGACUCUCCCGCCUAACAGCAGACACGGAAAGCUUUUCUUGCAAAGUAAAGAAACGGAGCUCUCGUUCCGGCAGCGCUUGGACACGAUCAGUAUGCAAUCUGAUUUCUUCUUGCCAAAGCCAAGGAAGCUACGUAGUAGACAUCUACGGAAACCUCUAGUAGUACAGAGAACACUGCUUCCCAGGCCAUCUGGAAAUCCAUCCCAGCAUGUCUGUUCCUUCUCCAUUCUGUCCAACUCUUCUGCAACAGGAAGAGGUUCUUUUCGACCCAUCCAGUCUUCACUUAUGAAAGCGGCUGUCUCUCGCCCCAUUGUUCCCAAGAUUCUUCCUGCUCAAACCACCAACCAUCUGUCCAGUGCGAUUGAUUUGGCAGCCAAAAGUGCCGGUAUUAUUCCUGGCAGUGCUUUGCCUGUUCUGGGUGGUGAAGGCUUGCCAGGUGUUUCCCCUCUAUCGCCAGAGGCAGUCACCACGGUAGUCUCAGGACAGGACACAACAGUGGCGCAUCAGAAUGGAUGUUCCAUCACUACGGUGGCAGGUCCGAGCAGUGAUUGCCAGGUGCCAUUUGUUGGCCUGUCCCCACGGCCUGAGCAGGAGGUAAUCCCGGAUGGCUUCCAGGGAACUCCAGUCCUUUCUCUGUCAGAGCUACCCAAAGCUGUUCUCCCAAAUGGCCUCUCCACACCACCUCUUCCCUCAUCCGAGGCUUCUGGUACCCGUCUUUCUCCUCCCAACGUGUCUGCACUACUGGACAUUUCUCUUCCGGGACCUCCUGAGGAUGUUUUGUCUCAGGGAGAGCCUGCUACUCAAAUCAGUGACUCUAUCAUUGAGAUAGCUAUCAGUUCUGGACAGUAUGGAGAAAAUGUUUCUCUGUCCCCAGCGAAGCUGAAUGGCAACGAGAACUCCAAAAGUCUUCCAUCCCCCUCUUGCAGCCCUCAGCAAAAUUGGAUUGCUUCUCCCAGCCAUGACCCACAGUGGUACCCCAACGAUUCCACAGAUUCAUCGCUCAGCAGCUUAUUUUCAAGCUUCCUUUCCCCAGAAAAGGGCCGGAAAACGUUACAAACCUCCACAGGGAACACAAGCAGCACUACGUUAUUAGGACCUAGCCUCCUGGAUGGAAAUUCACGAGAUUCCUUUGUGUCUCGUUCCCUGGCCGACGUAGCUGAGGUGGUAGAUUCCCAACUGGCUUGCAUGAUGAAUGAGAACAGCAUAGAUUACAUAUCUCGUUUCAACGACCUUGCCCAGGAGUUGUCGAUACCUGAGCCACCCCGCCGAGAAAUCCUCUUUGAUGGAGGAAGUGGUGGUCCUCCCAUUGGUGAUCUCACUCAGUAAAUGCGUUCAACCAGCUGGCUGGUGGAAACCACUGAACUGGCUGUAACUUGCAGAGGAGUAACGUCAUAGCUAUGCAGCUGAUUCUGUUCGUUCAUUCUUUCUUUUCUUUCUUUCUUUCUUAGCUAGAGCAUGCCUCACAAGAUCAGUGUUUGUCUUCAACUGUCUACAGCUCCUGGAGUGUGCAGCACACUAGGAAGCAGUAACUGGGAGCAGUGUUAUAGGAAGUGACAUAUGUAAGCUGCUGACAAGUAGAAUUUACAAAAUAGUCCUGGAUUUUUUUUCUCUGGAACAAUCUGGGCAAGAAAUCCCACAAGCUACAUUUUUAUACAGUAAAUCAAGUCCUUUGCUGUGAUAUCUUUUUUUUAAGCUAAAGGGGGAGUGGUAGAUAUAUAUUCUUGAUUUUUAUUCCUUUUAAAAUCUAAUUUUAAUUUAUUUGGGGGUGUUUUUUUGGUCUCUCACAAUUUUCAUUGCUGAAAAAUCAGUAUAUUUAAUAUUCCUUGCACUUUGCUGUCAAGCAGCCAUUAAUUCCAAAGAGCGCUUUUACCAGAUUCCUACCCCACUCACCCAUUUGCUCACAUUCAUUAACAUUCCAGCAUGAUAGGAAAGCCGCUAUAGUUCCAUACAUACACUUUUAAAAAACAAACAGAGGUAGGGCCCCUCUCAUCUUAGCCAGCAUAAUUUUGACUUAAAUUUGCAUGCUUUUUUUCCUCUUAACCCAAGAAAACUCUCUCUCUCUUUUUCCCCCACCCCCAAAGACCAACCUGUCUUUCAAGCAAUUUUAUGUUCCAUUUUCCUCUUAUGGAGUAGAAACUUUGUUGAAAGGGCUGGAGUUAUACUUCAAAUUAAAUGCUUUCUUGUAUUUUUCUCUUUCUUUUUGAAUGGCCAUCACAUAAUCUUAAGAGUCCUCCAGAGAAUAAAACCUGUUACAUUAGUAGAGAAGUAACGCUUUGAUCAUGCCCUACAAAUGCAAGGAAUUUAGGAUAAAAUAUGUUUCAUCUACGUUUCUCUACAUCCAUAGUGAAUUGCAUCAGAGUAUGUCUGAGUCUUUAUUCAGUGCCUCAAGUCCGACCUUACUUUUGUAAUGCUGCAUUUCUAUUUCCUUGUGAAACAGAAGAUUCUGCCUCUGCCUAUUUGCUCACCUACAAACAUGGCUUCUGGCAUAGCAGUUCCCACAUUCUUUACAUCCUGCAAGAAAGUCCAUCUAAACUUCAUUCCUUUAUUCACUCGUUGGUAAUAAUAAUGCUGUUUAGAACGUUGCUCUCGAAACAUAGAUUCUUCUCUGUGGUUGGCAGUGCAUGGGAGCCUGGGGUAGU